AUGUCAUCCCCUGAGCAAAGUGAAAUAAGCCCAAAGGCAAAUGUAGACAGGCAUACCCAAUUUGUCUUAAAGUGCCGGAAACCCAUUCAGCCUUACAUCUGCUCAACUCUGAAGGAUUUUCAAGAAGAGAGAGACUUUUUGGCCAACUACAUCUUCCCUCAACUUAAUGAACUCUGCAGUGUCCGGGGCACUUAUUUCAAAGCUGGAGACCUCAGGUGGUCAGGGUUAAAGGCCUCACCACCCUUGCCCUCCAGCCUGUUUAGACAGCAUUCUUGUCUCCACUCCCAGAACCUGAAGCUCUGUCUUGACUAUGUGAAUAGCUGCUUCCCCUUUUUCAUCGGCAUGUUGGGUCAGACAUACGGGGACUUUGUCCCUGACCACGUGCUUUUAAUGAUCUCCAAAGUGACAGACUUGUCCAGUUUAUCCACCGUAGAGCAGAAUCUCUAUGUUGCUGCAAAAAAUGGUUACUCUUGGGUCCUGGAGAAUCCCAACUACAGUUUGACAGAGUUUGAGAUCAUCCAAGCAGCAUUUCGGAAUGAAUCUCAGUUUCAGUAUUUUUACUUUAGGAGUGGAAGCACGCUGCUGAAGAUUUUAGAUGAGGAAAAGGAGAGGCUGUCCUCAGGCUCUCUGAAUGACGAAGAAAAAUUAAAGAUUGAAAAGCUGAAGGCCAAGAUUAUUAGUAAAGGCUUCCCUGUUCGAUUUUAUAAAGAUCUCCAUGAGUUGGGUGAGCUGGUUUUUAAGGACUGGUCAGUUGUGAUAGCACAACUUUACCCAGACACAUUAAUGAUUGAAAAUAUAGACUAUAAGCACAACUUUGAAUGUUACCAUCAUGAAGACUUUACUGAGAAGUGGAAGCAAGUGUUUGUUAUUUCCAAGGAAUCAAACAGAACCUUCGAAGUCUUGGAAAGAUUUGCCUUAGAGGAUGUGGAAGUUGAAUUUAGCAAUUCUGUGGCAGGUUCCAGUUUAGAUUCUAUUCUCAGGUAUUUCAGAAUAAAUCCUGUUCCAGUUUACAAGUCCAUUUUGCUCUUGUCUGGAGAACGUGGUUGUGGGAAGUCUACUCUGAUCGCCAACUGGGUGAAUUAUUUCAAAAAGAAAUAUCCCAGCAUCUUGAUGAUCCCUCAUUUUGUGGGCAAUACUUGUGAAAGCAGUGACAUCAUGUCUGUGAUACAUUAUUUCAUCACAGAGUUACGGUACAAAAACUAUGGUACUCAGCUUGAAACUGAUAUUCUUAACGAAGACUCAAAUGUCUUGGUCUUUUCGCUUCUUGUGGAAGUGUUCAUUGCUUCCAUCAGUUUAAAGCCAUGUAUACUUGUCCUAGAUGGAAUCGAAGAACUGAUUGGCAUUUAUGGGAUUUCAGGACAGAAGGCACAGAAUUUUUCUUGGCUGCCAGGCUCACUGCCUCCUCAUUGCAAAUUUAUCAUGAGCACCGUCUCCUCCAGCCUGUCCUACAAGUCGCUGUGUGCCCGCCUGGAUGUGAAGACAGUGGAGCUCCUUAGUGUAGGAGAUGAAGAAGUGAAACUAAACAUCUUUAGACAGCAUCUCUUUGUUCCCAACAAAGACCCCCUCUGACAGAGCAAAUACACUUUGAGGAAGAAACCAAACCUGAAUCCUUUAAAACUCACAAUCCUGGCAAACGAACUGAGAGAAUGUAGAAUCUACUGAAAUGAGUAUCAGUGUCUGAAGGAGUACUUGGAGGUGGUCUCCAUUCAGGAGCUCUGGGAAUUGAUUCUGAAACGCUGGAUUGAAGACUAUAGCUGGACUUUUACGCCAAAAAGGGCCAAUUCAGACAUGGCGGCUUCAGGAGAAGGUGUGAUCACUCCUGUCAGAGAAAGUAGUCCAUACAUCUUUGAGAAUCCAACAAACCACAGGAAAACACAUUUCCACCGAAUCUUAGUCCGAUACUUUCAACGGCAAACCACUUUCUGGAGAGUGUACGAGGAACUGCCCUGGCAUAUGAAGAUGAGCGUCCUGGGGGACUUGUGCAGCUUUCUCUCAAGUCCUAGCAUCACAGACUUCAUAUCAAAGAUCCAAAACUCAAGCUUCUGGACAAGGCUGCACCUCAUCCACUACUGGAACAUGUUAUCAGAAGUUGGCUAUGAUGCUGCUGGGGCUUAUGUGUUCACAGUGUCUAAGAUUAAAGCCGACAGGUGCCAUAAGGCGAGGAGGAGGAGAUGUUCGCUCUCAGUGCUGGAAUGCAGGCUUUUUGAGGUCACCACCAUUAACAAAUGCCGAUUAAUGUUCUUUAUCGGGAAAUUUCUGAAGCUUAGAGGCAAGACCAAGGAAGCAGAAGGGCUAUUCUUGAGCAUCAAGAACAUGCUAGCACAGAGCCAGGCCCUGACACAGGUGCUUCCCACUGUGCAGAAUGCCACUGGAGAGCUCUACCUUGAGGUCGGGCUGACCCACGAGGGAUUCCAGUGUUUCCAGAAAGCCUGGUCCAACCUCAUGGAGUUUUCACCUGGCGACAUCAAAGACAAUCAAGACGUCGUGAGGCAGAAAGGUUGGCAAUGUCUGGUGGUCAUCCGGCCAAGGUGA
Messenger RNA from Nyctereutes procyonoides (raccoon dog), 2532 nucleotides. RefSeq names its product putative tetratricopeptide repeat protein 41. Gene Ontology annotation, cellular component: Cul4-RING E3 ubiquitin ligase complex. Lineage: Eukaryota; Metazoa; Chordata; Mammalia; Carnivora; Canidae. The record is from RefSeq and is a predicted model, not a curated record.